Messenger RNA from Candidozyma duobushaemuli, 378 nucleotides. RefSeq lists its product as uncharacterized. Gene Ontology annotation, cellular component: mitochondrial inner membrane. The record is from RefSeq and is a predicted model, not a curated record. The coding region runs from base 1 to 378 and encodes 125 amino acids. Gene Ontology annotation, biological process: mitochondrial respiratory chain complex IV assembly. The transcript has a single exon. NCBI's taxonomy places the organism in Eukaryota, Fungi, Ascomycota, Pichiomycetes, Serinales, Metschnikowiaceae.
AUGGUAUACUUAGGAAACAAGGUCUUUCGAGGCAAGAAGGAGCAGGAGGCCUUCGACAAACUGUUUGCAGGCAGGUAUCAGAAGCUCCUUAAGAAGAAUCAUUUCCUUUUCUUCGGUCUCCCCUUCAUGUUGAGUAUAUUCGCUGGAUCCAUAUAUCUUCAGAAGUUCACUGCCGUGAAAUGGGAGAAAUACGAUGAAAGACACAGACAGUUGAGUGAGGACGAGAUGCUCGGAUUGAUUGACAAAAAGAGAUCUUUCGAUAAACGUGACGACUUCUAUAGACUCCAGGGUCUUUUGAAGGAUCACACUGACGACGUCAAGGACGACUACGAGAUUGUCCGUGUUCAGAGAAAGAAGGAGGAUGAGCCAGUCUGGUGA